AUGGCGCCAGGUGAGGGAGGCUACCGCCAAAUCAACAAGGCUCUGAACAUAUGUGCCUUUGAAGAAUACUUGGAAAGCCAGCAGAAAACCCUACCAAUAUUGCCUGAUGUCGAGCAGAUUAGCCCUCGAGUACUUCGUGUCCUCGGCCAGAACCCCGGCAAGGGGACAAACACAUUCAUUGUCGGAACGGGCUCAGAACGCCUUUUGAUUGAUACAGGCCAAGGCAUUCCAGAUUGGGCAGAUCUUAUUCAUGACACUCUCGCUCGCCACGAAAUUUCACUCUCCCAUGUGCUUCUCACUCACUGGCAUGGAGACCACACAGGUGGUGUCCCUGAUUUGAUUCGCAUGUAUCCACAUCUUGCUUCAGCGAUCUACAAGCACACGCCGAGCAAAACACAACAGCGGAUUGUGAACGGCCAGCUCUUUGUGGUUGAAGGCGCCACCGUGCGUGCACUGCACACUCCAGGCCACUCCAGCGACCAUAUGUGCUUCAUUCUCGAGGAAGAACAGGCUAUGUUUACAGGAGAUAAUAUACUUGGACAUGGUACAUCAGCCGUGGAGCAUCUCAAAACUUGGAUGGACACUCUCUACAAUAUGCAGUCCCAGAACUGUGUCAAAGGCUAUCCUGCUCAUGGAAUUGUCAUUACCAACUUGCGGCAUAAAAUCAAGGGCGAGUUGGCUCAAAAGCUGCAGCGCGAACGACAUGUCUUAAAAUCAUUGGUUCAGGCCAAGCAUGAAGAGAGACUCCGGCAAGACCGAGGCAACGGCAGUGUGACGGUCAAACAGCUUGUGACCACCAUGUAUGGGGAUGGGGUGGGGGCAGAGGUCAGGGAAUUGGCGCUGGAACCAUUCAUUGAUGAGGUCCUACGGAAACUGGCUGAGGAUGGCGCUGUCGCGUUUGAGAUUCGGGCGGGAGUGAAAAAGUGGUUUGCCCUCGGGACAGUCUGA
This is a messenger RNA of Penicillium longicatenatum, 948 nucleotides long. RefSeq names its product metallo-beta-lactamase type thioesterase tpcB (gene tpcB). Lineage: Eukaryota; Fungi; Ascomycota; Eurotiomycetes; Eurotiales; Aspergillaceae. The coding region runs from base 1 to 948 and encodes 315 amino acids. Gene Ontology annotation, biological process: secondary metabolite biosynthetic process. The transcript has 2 exons. The record is from RefSeq and is a predicted model, not a curated record.